AUGGAGUUGUACCUCAGCGCCUGCUCCAAGGCUGCCAACGUCGCCGCUACCAAGACAGCCACCAGCGGCCUGGCCGUGGACAGCCAGCAGUGCAGAGACGGCGCGCACAAAACCCACUUUCCGGGAGUUGGAGCGGCUCAACUACUGGAUCUGCCUCUUGGGGUGAAGCUGCCUGUGAUCCCAGGAAGCAACCCUUUAUACUAUACCACGAAAUUAAGUGAAAAGCUUUUCCGACCUUCUUAUGGUUUUAAUCUGACUGAUCCUUAUUGUCGACUUUUGGAAAACCAAUAUAAAAGUCUCCAUGAUCCACAUUUAAGAGCCUACCAUAAGCGUAAAGACAUCUUGAGGAGAUUAAAGAAAGGUGGCUACAUCACCAGUAAUAAUAAAAUUGUAUGUACCUUGAGGGAAUUGAAUAAGUACAGGCAAUAUCUUACCAGUUUAAAAUUAGACUUUGAAAGAAACUAUAUAAGAGAACAAAAAAUGCUUGCAAAACAAGUAAAUAAACUACAGGAAGACAAUCAAAUACCUGGACGUUCUGAUGUUACACAGUUCCAAAACUGGUUGUUACAGGAGGGCACCCCAUCUAUUAAGGACCAGGAACGAUUAAUAAGGCACAGAUAUUUGGAUAUGAUAAGUAGGGAAUUAGAACAUCUUGAGAGCACAGCAGAAGAGCAACGCCUAAUCCGGAUGGAUAGGGAAGAAAGACGACAGCGGGAACACACAAGAAGAAAACUUGGUCUUCGUAGAAAAAUGGAAGAGGAAUGGAAGACAAAAGAGAUGUUACUUCUAACAAGGAUCGGAGAAGAUGUUAAAAGAGAAGCUAGGAUAGAGGAACAACGGCGUAAAAGCAGAGAAGAGAGUGACAAGAAGAAACAAGCCCUUCUAGAGAAAAAAAUGGCUUAUCAUUUACAAAAAAUGCAAGAAAAUGGCAUUAAAAGAGAAGAUAUGAGGAAAAAUACAAUUGAUUACAGAGAACAAGAUGGACCACAUUAUGAAUCUUAUUCUCCAAAGAAGAAAAAGAAGAGUAAUGAUGACAUAAAGAUAGUUUAUCCUGUUGGUGACCAGAAAGCAAAUAAAGGAGCAAAUGGACCCUUUGUAAACACCAUUCAUCGGUCUCUAAGUAGUUCAAAGAAUGUUGCAAAAAAAUCAGUACCUUCUGUUGUUUGUCAACCAGAUGUACAAGAUAAUGAUAUUGAACAAAAGAAAGAUGGAGAGACAAAUAAAAAAUCAAGUAUUUUUGAUAAUAGAGGAGAGAUACAUGUCUCAGCUCAAGAUUCAAUGAUUUCAGCUCAGAAUUCAGCUACAAGAAAUUUUCCCAGAUCUUCACAGUCUUAUGUGGGUCCUUCAAAGGAUGAGGAGGAGAUAAAUGCUGAUUGGAAUGAAAGAUCAAAGAGACCAAGUUACUUCUGUGAAUCAGGACCUCGGGCUCCUGCCACAGUCCAGGGUGUUUUCCCUUCUUGUGUUUUCUCAAAUACACAACAGAAUCCCCUACAAAACAGCUUGCAAGAAAAAGUAACUUCUGGGGAACUGAAGAGCAUAAUUCAGAAUAUAAUGACCUGGGUUGUGGCUACAGUGACCAGUAUAUUAUACCCAGCCAUCACAAAGUAUGAAGAAAGAUUGAAAAAUAAUGCAUACCCAGUGUCUGAUGACUCCAUCCUCUCUUCAGAUAGUUCGAGUUUUUGUAGCACAUGCAGUGAAGAGUUUACAUGUGGAAGCUACACAUCUGCAACAACUAAAACAUUUCAGGGAGAGCCCUGUGCAUUUGCAGUUGACAUAUCAGUAAGGCGACCAACCACACCUUUAAAACCACCAUCUGCCCAUGUGGAAAGAACAGUUGUGGGAAAAACAUAUCCCAUUAAAGGACAGUCUAUAACAUCUGAACUCAAAUAUAAUAAAACAAGCAUGAUAUAUACAUACCCUAAGCUCAGAAGUUGUAAAUCUGAUAGUCACCUUCUAGCAUCAUUUGAAACGGGCACAAAAAAAUCAAAGGAUGCCUCCACUGAAACAGAUGGCUUAGAGAGUCCAUUGUUUUCUGAUCAAAAAACAAAAGCCAUGAAUGAAAUGAAGAGUUUAAAGAAUGUUUUUCUUAACUUUAAGUGUCACUUAAAAGGGGAAACUGAAUUGAUUUUGGAAAGCAUUUUUCAAGAAAUAAUGUCUGAUUUAACACAGGCCAUUCCUUGUAUUUCUUCUGUUACUGCUGAAGUUUUUGUUGACCAAAGUGAGCCUGAGAAAGGAGACUUGGUUUCUAAUGCUAAUAUCUGCUCAGUAGCUUCAGGGAUUGUGGAAAAUAUGCUUGAGAAGCUACAGUCUGCAGUUGAGAAAAAAUGUAUCCAGAUAUUUUCACAAGAAGAUUUGUCAGUCAACAUUAAACCAAGCUUAACACCCAGUGGAGAAUCUCUCACUCCAUCAUAUGGAAAACCUUUAAUAGAUUCACUGCCUCAUACUGUGGAACCCAUGUGUGAUAUUGCAGAGGAUAUGGUGCAUGCCAUUUUAGAAAAGCUGAUGACUCUUGCAUCUUGCAAGCAACAUGAACUUCCUCAUCUUGAAGAUGCAGCUAAACUUUCCUAUCAGCAACAUAUGGCAGACCCAACAUAUAUGCGCCUUAUAAAAGCCAACAAAAAGAAAUGUAGUCCUGAACUUGAUGCAGCUAAUUUAAUUUUUAAAGAAGAAAUACAAAAUUUAAUGUCAAAUAUUUUUUCCCAGUCCUCUUUGGUUGGCUAUAUAGAGGAAGCAAUCAGCAGUAUACUAGGACAUGUACAAACCGAACUUAAUAAUGAGAGACUUAUUGCAUCUGAUGAAACAGUAGUACUCCUUAAGCUGCUCGAUGAUAUCUUUACUCAGUUACAUCAGGAACCAGUAAAAGCAGAUAAUCAAAAAUGUAGACACUCUAGACUGAGAAGUCCUUCUGACACUGAAGUAAAGUACAGACUCACUGGCACUAGGUUAUCUAAUCGUCCUGGGUCUGGAAGACCAUUUCCACCUAUUAAUGUUCCUGGCAUGGUCCUUUAUUCUGAAGAUGAUAAUGAAGAAAUAGACAAAAUUGUGGAAAAUGUGCUUGAUUCAUCUUUUAAAGAUGAAAAAGCAAAAUCACAAGAACAGAUUCCUGAGCAUUGGUUUACAAAAGGAAACACUUGUCUUGAAUACAAAAGAAAUAGCAAACAACCUACAAAGCCUGACUCUCCAAGGAGCAAAAUUGCAUUUCAUGAUCCGAGGUUAAAGACUGAGCUACCAGUUUUUAAGAAUAAAAUUUUAAAGGAAAAUCCCUGUUUAAAUAAAGAUACUCUGUGUUUCAGCCAAGAUCAAAAGCAUCAAAUACAAAAGUCUUCAGAAAACAUAGUUAAAAGUAUUUUAACGGAAAUUCUCAAGGACAUAUCUUCUAUUCCUCCUGGUCACUUAGACAGUAAAACUGGCAAAGAAGCUUCAGUUCUUGUUUCAGAAAAACCUCAAGGACUGUCACAUCAAGAAUGGAUGGAGCAGAUGUUUUCUGUGUCAGAAAUUAGUGCAGUGGCUCAAGAAAUAACAGAUUCUGUAUUAAAUACACUUCAUAAGGCAAGCUGCAUUCCCAAUACCACCAAAAGUUCCAUUUCAUCAUCAGUUCAUCAAACUUCUCUAGAGAGUCCUGACACUCUCCACAUGGUCAAAGAAGCACCAAAUCAAAAGCCAUUAAAAAUACAGUUCGAGAGUGAAAAGAAAAUGAAAUAUUUAUCUUCACUCGAUGUAGAUCCUGCAAAGUCUUCCCUGUUAAAAUAUGAAGAAAGUGAACCUAAGCCUAUAGAUGACAUUACUGAUAGGAUCAUUAAUGCAGUUUUUAAAAGGCUGAAGUUAUUUGUUUGUCCAAAAUUGCAAAUGGGCUUCAAACCUUCACUUACAGAGCAAUCUUCAUUACAAUCUCAACUUAGUACUUAUACAACUAAAGUGGUAAACAUUGUUUUGCAUGCUAUCCAGAAUGAACUGGAACUCAGUAAGAAAAACAUAAAUCUUAGGGAAACAGACCAUACCAAAUCCCUUACAGGUAAAGGAUAUUUUACUGACACUGAUAAAUUAGAAUCUCUUGUCUCAAAUCUCAGUGAUGACAUUAUGGCAUCUCCAUUAUUAACUUGCAUUUGUGAAAUAUUAUCAAGUGGACAUUCAGAUCAAAGCAAUAUUUCACUCCCUUCAGAUAAUCCAAAGCCUAUGACAUCAUACAGAUCUGAUAAUGUUGAUAAAGGGAACAUUUUGCCAAGUGGACAGGAUAAAAAAACUUUUUACAAAUUUUUAGCUACUCCAUGUGCUCUCCAUAGUGUCAUUAGUGAAAAAGAUCUCAAAGAGAAUUCCAGAUUGCAAGUGUUAGAUAAUAUUGGGGAAACACUCUGUGAAAUGUUAUGCAAGCUCAUAGGAGCCCACCCUCACUGUCAGCCAUCUUGUAGUAAGCUAAGCAGAGAGAAGACAAAUGAGAAUCAGCAAACAACCACUGAAAUGCAGUCUAAUAUUCACCUCUUUUCCACAACAAUUUUGGAAUAUAUCCUUGCAAAAUUAUGUAGUGUUGACAUGGAUAGUAGUUCUGUAAGUUCAGGAUUUAAACCUGUCUCAGAGUCUCUUGAUAUUGACAGCCUAUCAUUUACUUCAAUUAUUGAGGAAAUGGCCAAGUGCACUGACAUAAUCUCCAGCAUAGUUUCCAGGAUGGUUCAGAAGGGUAAUAAAGAGAUGACUAAAAGCAAAGAAAAAUCUAUUGUUCCUAAGUCUUCCAAAACAGGGAGCACAAAAGAAAUUCAUUCUCAUAAACUGAAAGCUGUGGCUUCAGAUAUUCUUAAUAUGGUUUUUGCUAAACUAGAAGGGUUUGCCAAUGGAAAUUUAGAAACUCUGGAGGCAUCUAUCAAUGAUGGAAAUAAAAAAAGUAAGAUGGACUUAGAAUGUGAAAGUCCCAGUGUUUUCACGGACACACAUGAAGAACUAUUGCAGUCUGCUUUAUACACGCAUGCAAAGAAGGUAUCAAGUGCUAUUUUGAAAGCUAUUCAAACAGAAUUAAAUGUGAACUCAUUAGAUUUGAGAGCAAGUAUGGAAACACCACCACCUGACAAACAAAUGCUUGAGAAUAUAGUCAGUUUAAUUUUAGAGGCAGUAUCCUCAAAUAUGCUUAAUGAAACUGAAUCUGAAGAGAGAGGCAUUCAAACUUACAGAUACAGGCCAACCUAUGGAAAUUUUCUUCCUGGAGGAGCUGAAUCAGAUUCAUUUCUAGAAGAUGCUGCAAACACAGAGAAGGAAUUCACUGGAGAGAGAAGAUCACUUACAGAAGAAACUAAAUCAGAUUCUCUUCAACAAUGUGUUCUAGAAAAAACCUUAAACAAAAUUGAAGUGAAACUCAAAGAACCACAGAAAUCUCCAAUUGUUCCCAUUAUAAGAAAUAUUUUGAAUGAAAUUUUUCAAAGUGCUUUAGUCAGUCAAUUAAAUGUGCUUUCUCUCUCCCCCUCCUAUUUAAGUGGCAUCCCUCACAAUGUUGAAGAGACAAUUGCUCAAACAUCUGUUCAAUUUAUAGAUAAAAUGAUGGUGUCUGAAGCAGAUGUAACCAUAGUGGCAGAUGAUGUUGUUAGAACUGUGUUUGAUAAACUUUAUUCAGCUGCUAUAAUGGGGAGAAAUGCAAGUGAAAACGGGUAUAAAACCAUCACCUUUUCAACAAAUGUUUCUUUUCAUGAACACACCAGUGGAGGAGGAACGCCCUCCAUCACUGUGCCGAACAAGAAUCCAUAUACUCUUCAGUCCAGAUUCAAUGUUGACAAACAGGCUAAAGUAAACAUAGUUGAAGAUAUUGUACAGGCAAUAUUAACAAGUUUAGAAACUUUUGCUACUUCCAAAGUACAAUCUCUCUUUUGUCCUCAGAUCAACUUCACAGUUCCAAUGGCUUUACCUAUUCAGCAGGAUAAGAGUACAUUAAGCAAAGCAUUAUCAGCCAAAGAUUUAUAUUCUGAUGAUCAAUUUUCCUGUUGCUCAAUGGAUCAUAUUAUGUCAGAAAAGACCAACUCAUUAUGUCAAGUCUCUUUGAAUAAAUUAAAUACAUAUGCAACAGAAGUGGCCAGAAAAAUUUUACAAGGAAUCAAACAUGAAUUAGAUAAAGAAAGGGAAAAUUCUUUUUUAACUCAUAACAUUAUGGUUUCUGAAAGUAUUACAAGUCAAAUUGUUAACACAGUGUUAGAUAUUGUAUCAUCUAAAGGAAAAUGUGACAAAAAUAAUUCUGACAAAGAGAUUAAUUCAGAUCAGCAAGAAGGUAUUAUUGAAAAGCUGUUUAUUAAGACUGAGUAUCAAAAAGUACUUCAGUUUCAAAUACAACAUACCAUUGAAAGUAUCUUAUGUGAUAUUUAUGAAAAAAUACUGUAUCAGAAUAAUCUCUCAUUUGCCACACCCACUUUGGAAUGUAACAUAGCUGGCAAACAUUCCAAAGCAAAUUCUGAAAUGUUCAUUGAGGGUGCUAAUAAGAUUCUUCCAAAUUUUUCAGUUCCUAACUCAGAUGUCAUUUUGAUAUCCAAUGAUAUGGUAGAUAUUGUUCUUCAUAAUCUCAGUUCUGCUGUCAUACUUAGCAUAAAUUCAAAGGAUCCUACUUCUACAAGAUUGCCCCUGACCUUUUGUGAUAUGUUUCCAAAAGCAGAGUGUCACCAGCCUCUUCCUACGGAGUCAAAAAGUGAAAGAAAAACACAGCAUUUUCUAUCUUCAAAAAAUCUGAAAUCAGCUUAUGCUAAUGAUACUCAUAUAACUAUAGUAGAGAAAGAAGACCCCAAGAAAUCUGUUCCUGACCCAUGUGAGGAAAGUGCUGACUUCAUUACUAAAACUAUUUUCAAUCGGUUAGAAUCGUUUGCCACAGAAAAAAUGGAUUGGUUAAUUACUCUUGCUUUCCAGCCUAAAGAAAAGUCAUUUCUGAGCCCAGAACUGGAAAACUGUAGACGAGAUGACAGCAUCUUUCGUGAAUCAAGCCAGGUGGAAUCAAAUGUGAAUAUUCUGAAAAUAUCAAAUGAAACUGUUCUCAGUGAAGAGCUCACAGAUUUCACUUUUGCCAGUUACAGAGAAAAACUUGGAUCUAUAAUUCAUCUGUCACAAGCUAGUCUUAAGGAAUAUGCUGACAUCAUUGCCAGUGCCAUUUUGAAGCUGAUUAAAAAUGACUUAGACCUCAAAAUCCAAAAGAUGCAUCCAUACCCAAACAACAUUUCAUUCCAGGAAAUCACCACUGUGAGUGAAACUGUCAAUAGUAUCUUAAAGAUUUUAUAUAAUAAAAGAUCUGUAAAGGAAAUCAGUUUUUACUCAAAGGACAAUCCUAACUUAUUUUCACAACUAACUGCAUCAAAUGAAAUAUCACUGGGACAAAGAGCUCAGGAAACACACACCAAACUGUCUCUGUUUUCAAAGUAUCCAUCAGAACAAAACCAAAUGGCAUUGGAAAGGGAAAGCCAGAAAAUUGUUCUAGAAGAAAUAUUUACAAAAAAUGCAGAAUCAAAACAAAAAGAAAGAACUGCAUUAUUCAGUGCAGUGGAAGAAGUUUUAAGUAAAGUGUAUCAAAGAAUAAUGGAAAUCAUAGGCCACUUGCCUUCAUUUAAUGAAAUCCCCCACUUUAUGUCUAGCUCUAAAAGUAAAACAUUAGACGUAAUACAAAAAAACUUCUUUCAAUCCCAUAUUGACAGUGUAACAAGUGACAUAAUUGAAAGCGUUUUGCAGAAAAUGUACUCUGUAGUUGUGACAUCGUUAUAUGAAAGUAAUAAAGUACAAGCAACUGACAAAAAUAUUUUACCAAAGAAAUCAUCAUGCAUCAGAGAAACUACACAAGAAGGAAUAGGAAGUAAUCUCACUAGCUAUAUGCUACCACAGGUUUAUCCUUAUGUAGGCAGUCAAAAUGUCUCUCUAUUGGAAAAAGAUUUUUUACAAUAUUCACCAUUAAAAGUGGGGAAGGAUUUAGUCCAAAUGGUUCUCAAUAAGAUCACAAAUUUUGCCUCACUUUAUCUAGAAGAGGCCCUUUCUAAACUGAGCCCUAAGGGAAACCCUAAGCCAAGUUUUAAAACAAGUUUAAAAGCAAGAUCAAAAGUUACUCCUUUGCCUAAAUUUAGAGCAAAACCACACCUAGGACCUAGUCAUACUAAGGCCAAAAGCAAGACUAAAUUAGGUCCUGGAGAGAAGACUCCAAAAGACAUCUGGUCCAAGACUGCCAUUGGGCUGCCACACAUCCUACCAACGGGAGAUGCCAGAAAUGUACUGGAAGUGAAGUUGCCUACUUCAGAACUAAAAAUGUAUGCCAAGGAUAUAAUAAGUAAUAUCCUGAAAACAACUGUGAAAGAAUUUGAAAAGGUGACGCAAAUUAGAGCAAUGGUAAGUGAUAAAGCUUUACCAUCCGAUCAAAUCAUGGCAGCAAAUAAAAUAGUUAGUAUGGUUUUGCAAGGAUUAUAUGCUACAAAUAACCAAAAUUUGGCUAAUCCUAUCAUAUUGUGUCAUCUGGAUGAUCCCAAACUUUCACAAGGGAAUACAGGUGCAGAGUCUCUUGUCAAACCACAAGCAUGUUUUUACUUGGAAAAUGUUUCUUCACAGUUAGAACAGAUUUUUCCUAAAGAAGGUAUAUUUAAAAAAAUGUUUGACAAAUGCCAAGCAGAAUCAAAUGACAUGGAAAAUGAAAAAUGUAAGCUCUUGAAGAUAGCUGAAAAUGGUUUGGCUGAAAUUUCAAUAAAAGCAAAAGAAUUAGAAUAUUCUCUUUCACUUUUAAAUUUGCCACAUCUUGAGGAUUGGGAAAACAGGUUUCAUAGUUGUUUUAAGGGAGCUUCUACGAGAGCUGAAGACACCAAAGCACAGAUUAAUAUGUUUGGAAGGGAAAUUGUUGAAAUGCUAUUUGAAAAAUUACAGCUGUGCUUUUUAUCCCAAAUGCCCACGCCACGUGGUAAAGAAACUCCAGCAAGUAGGAAAGAACACAUUACUACUAAAAGUAAAUAUGGUUUUCCAACCAAGGACAUCCUCAGCAAUGAACCAAUAUAUAACACUAAAACCGAAGACCAAAGUCCUUUGGGCUCUAGCAACCAAAUUGUUCGAGAAAUUGUAGAAAGGGUUUUAAACCUGUUAGAGUCAUUUGUAGACUUACAGUUUAAACAUAUCUCUAAAUAUGAGUCUUCUGAAGUAGCAAAAAUGCCUGUAGAAAACCUUUUUCCUGUCCAACAGAGACUAUUAAGCAAAAAGAUGUUGCCAAAAUUACAACCACUAAAAAAGUUUUCUGAUGAAUCCAAGUCAAGUACUGUUAUUUCCAAGGAAAAUGUACAGAAUGCCCUUCUACAGGUUCAUUCGUUCCAUUCAGAGUUACUUACAUAUGCCAUUAAUAUUGUCAGUGACAUGCUUGGUGUAAUUAAGAGCAAGCUGGACAAAGAAAUAAGCCAAGCAGAACCAUCUUCAAUUAGCAUAUUGAAAGAAAAUAUUGCAGCAAGUGAGAUCAUUGGUACACUGACGGACCAGUGUACUCAUUUCAAUGAGUCUCUGAUCAAAAACCUUCCAAAGGAAAGUUUGUUCCAAGGAGUAGAAAAUACCUAUAUUGUUAAUCAGGUUGAAUUAACAACUAAUACAAAAAUGCCCAUGUCAAAGUUAAAGGAAGUAAGAUUCGGGAAUCAUCCUCCACAAAGCAGUGUACCAGGUUUAGGGUUUUAUUCAGAGGAAGAUAAGAAAAAAAGGUAUAAGUCUUCAUCAAAUUUACCCUUAUAUUCCAGAGCCUCUGUAGAAGACACAAUUAAAAGCUCAGAGCCAAUGGAAAGGCCUAAUUCAGAAAACAUACCAUCAUGCUCUAGAAACAAAGUACAAGACUUUAACCCAAAGGAAUCUGACUUGGGCUAUUUUGAUCAAGCUAUGAAAGGAAAUAGCUCCCUCCCUGAAGGGAGUGUCUUAGAAAAACUGUUAAAGAAAGCAAGUGAAUCCACAGAAACAGCAUUACAGCAAGUCAUGUCAUUCACAGAAAUGAGAAAAGGUGAGAAUCCAAGAGUGUUUCAUUAUGAGAUUUCCAAACCAGUUGUCGAGCCAAACCAAAUUCAGACAACUGUCUCUCCACUCAAAAUUUGUUUAGCUGCAGAAAAUAUUGUCAGUACUGUGCUGUCAAGCUACGGCUUUCCAAGUCAACCGCACAUUAAUGAAAGCACAGAAACGAUGAAACCAUUUUUCAUAUCAAAGCAAAACUCUUUGUCUGUAAUAUGUGGUCAAAAGAAUGAGAAAAGUUUGCUUAGAAUGCGGGAUAAAAGAAUCAGUUGUAUACCUGAAAAAGAAAACAAAAAACCGGAAACCAGCAGGGGAGAUUUUUCUUUAAUGCAAAAAUGGAAAAAUAAGAGUUACCUGAAGAUAAAGACUCUGAAGGAAGUUGAAGUCAUUGCUUUUGCUGAUCAUGAACUGGGUCCAAAUGAAAUCCAUUGGGUAGCAAGACAUGUCACCACAUCUGUGGUCACAUAUUUCAAGAACUUUGAAACUAGAGUUUCCAGUGAGGAGGUGUCUAUUGUUUCCACACUGUCAAGAAAAAAAUAUGAAUCAAAACAGCCUCUAAGAAGCAUAUACAAUGAUUCUUCGCUCUAUCAAUUUUGUGAACAUCUCACUGAGUCUGUCAUUUGCCAUUUAAUUUCAAGCAUUUCUGAUAGCACCACAGAUAGCAGAGAAAAGGAGAAAGCUUCCCAUGCAGCAUUUAACACAAUUAUUUCAAUUGAUUCUCAAUUGUUUGAGAGUAGGUCAAUUUCUGUUGGAGAACUUGCUUUAAGUAUUUCUGAAAUCAUUGCUGAAAUCCUUUUAAAUAGUAACAUCAUAGAGACUGACAUUGCACAGCAAAUGUUUUCGUUAAAAAGAAAGUACAUUUGCUGCCCAGGAGUAACUGCUGCUGACUUUGAUGAUCUCUUUCAGGAUCUCUUAAUAGGUGUGAUUCAUGUACUGUCCAAAGAAAUAGGGUUAAAUCAUCACCUGGAAAACAGUGGAAAAAAUAGACCAUUUUCCAUGCUUAGAAGCAAUAGUGUGCCCAUUUGCAACAAAAAAAAUACCAUGCAAAGACAGAAAGCUUCCAGAGAUUGGGAAUUAUCUACUCACAAAACUAAUCAUAUUCAAAAAAAUAAAUUUAGUUAUCUGGCCCAUAAGUUAGAUAGUCUGGCUGGUAGCCUAAAAACUCAUGAAUCCAAAGAAGUAGUCAACAAAGUUUUCAGUAUUGUUUUGGAUUUAUUUUUACCAGAUGAACAGCCAGAUGAGUCUAUGGAUGCUGAUAAAAAAGCAAGAAUAUUUUUCUCAUCAUCAAAUGAUCGGCAGUAUAAUAACAUACUUGGAAAUAACUUAGGGCUCACCCCCAAAUCAGUUUUCCUUCUCAAUGUUGUGUGUGAGAAACUUAUUAGAACACUUUUAGAAAAAUGCACAAACUCUGUCUUUCUUGAUAAUAGCCCUCUUUCUGAAGAGAGUGCAGCAGAAGAAUGUCAACUUUUAAAAAUACUUGAAAGUGUACAAGAUGAAGAAUUUGAUUAUUGUAAGAGAACGAUGGACUGUGAACAAUUUCAAGGGGAUUAUAUGUCAGACGUUUUGGAAAAUCUGGCAGAAAUGGAUCAAGAUUUACUGUCAUCAGACUCUAUUCUUACUGUUCUUUCCCACAGCUUGGUUAAAUCAUUGAUGGAUAAAUUAUGUCACAAUAUACAACUCCCCCAAAGUCCACCUUUUUCAAACAAGCAUUUGAAAUAUGGAACGAGAGAAAUACAGUCUAGUUUCAUAAAAACAAAAAGGCCAGAGUUAACAGAAUUAGGACAAGGUAAAGGUUCUUUAGGACUCACGAGUUAUGAUGGCAAUGCUUUGACAGGACCGCUGAAUAAUCUCAGUGUAGUUAACUCCAAAAUACAAGCACCAUUUGGCAAGAAGUAUUCAGUAAAUUUUGCUAAUGUGUCACCUCUUAAAAGACAGGGAACAAAGGAUAUGGAUACAAUAGCCAUCCAUAAUAAGCUAUAUCCAAGAGAUAUGAAUACGGGUGUUUAUUCAACCACAUUUUUAGAGGACAUAAUUUCAGAACUGUUUUUUAACCUCUCUAUUUCACUGUGGGGCAAAAAUGAUAACAUCACUGAAGCCCAGCUCAAUGAGAUGAAUGCAUUAUUUGUCAACAAUGUAGUGAAUGAGUAUAAUAAGGCAAGGGUCACUGUUUUACGGAAUUCUGAAGAAAGGCUGUGUUUUCCACCAAUCCAUAAAGAAACUUUUAGUAGGAUUGUUGAUUCAGUUUAUUAUGAUGUUUUACAGAAAUAUAAGUUGAAAAUGACCUGUGGUGGUAAUCUGGCAUGUGACAGUACUUCAAUAGCAGAACAAAUAACGAAUAGCCUAUUGUUAGAGAUUUUGGACUACCAACUCCCAUCUUGCUUCAGGGGAAAGCUCUUACAUAAUUCAUACUACCCUCUCAACGCUGAAAUUAUAUUACAGAAACUUCAAAACAACCUGAGAGAAUUUACUUCCCAAGCUAGGUCUUCAGCAGGCUAUAGCACCAUGUUGUCACACUCAUUUUUAGAAGAUAUCAUCAGAAGACUUUUAUCUCAGCUCAUUCCUCCACCCAGUAAGGUAUCCUCUUUGGGAAAAAAAUAUUUCAUGAGUUCAGAUUUUAAUGAACUAUCUACCUGUAUAAUAAAUAAGGUUAUAUCAGCCAUUUCAAAACAUAAAAUUUGGUUCACUAUAUAUGAUAAUCAAUAUCUAUGUACAGGAGAAAACCUCCAGAAGAUGGUGGAUUCUGUUUAUAGAAAUAUUAUGCAAACAUCUGACUCUCUGCUUUCAAUACAGAAAAGUAUAGUCAGCAGAAACCCAAUUAUGGUUGACCAAAUAGCCAGUUUUAUAAUUCAAGAGAUUAUUGAAAAUCAUCUUCAACCAUUUUUGUGUGGAGAAGGUUUACCUCGUCCAAAGACUCCAUCAGAUACAAUAUCGAAUAUGGUUAAACAGGUUCUCAGUGAAGUCACAGAGUCACACAGACCCCAGACACCAUCACCCUCAGGUAUUUACCCUAAGACAUUUGUAGGGGAAAUUGUUGCCAGACUUUUAUCAAAAAUUUUCAGUCCAAAGCAUAACACUGAAAUUGAGCUGGAAAACAUGACCCAAAAAAUAGUAAACUCAGUAAAUAACCAUUUUGACAAAGCUAAAGUUCACAUUCUAUAUGAUGACAAAGAACAGUCUUACCUCUCUGUAGGUACAGAUAUUGUGGAUGAACUCGUCACCUCAGUUUAUAGAAAUGUUUUAAAACAGCAUGGAUUAGACCCUGAGGUUGAUAAAGAGUCUGAGGACAGCAAUAUUUUUGUGGAAAAAAUUACCAACUUAGUUGUAGCAGCUAUUUCAGAUUACCUUCUUCAUCCACUGUUUUCUGGGGAUUUGUCAUCUUCUUCAUAUUUUAUUUCAACAACUGAGAAUAUCAUUCAAGAUGUUCUUAGUGACAUCAGUAGGUCUACCAAGCCAAGUCAGAGUUUAUCUCCAUAUAACACCUUGCUGCCAUACACAUUUUUAGAAGACAUGAUCAGAAUACUAUUAUCUAGAAUUUUCCCUUCUGCAUCUAGCAUUGUUGCAAAUAGAGAAACUCCAAAAGAUAGAUCAAAAGUUAAUUUCAAUGAAAUUGCUUCAAAUAUAAUCAGUGAUAUUAGGAUGAAAAUUUCCCAACAUGAAAUUCGAUUUUCAAAAGAUGAAGAAACCAAGUUUGUUUAUUCAGAAGACAAUAUUCAGCAUCUUGUGGACUCAGUUUUCAAAAAUAUUUCAAACUCUGAGUCUCAAGAAUCAGUUGAGCAAAAUAUCACAAGCAGUAAUGAUGUUUUUAUUGACAGAAUAGCAGGUUUUAUCAUUAAACAUAUCUGUCAACAACAUCUUCAGCCAUUUGUGGACAGAAAGUCAUUACCUUCUUCAUCAUAUACAUAUUUCGGUGAUGAGAAAAGACAGUGGUUUUAUGCCAGUGUUUAUUCCUCAACUUUUUUGGAAGAUGUGAUUUCUGGGGUUUUAAGCAAGAUAUUCCACAGGGUAUUAGGCAUUGUACAAACAAAAUCAGUAACAGAUUCAGAAGAUGAACUGUUUGAUAAAGCUGAAAAACUCAUACAGUUCAUAACAGAGGGAUUCUCAAAAGCCCAAGUUAGCAUUUUAGAGAAUGCUGAGGAACAUUUAUGUUUGCCUCCAGUGGAGAGAGACGUAGUCAAAAACAUUAUUGACAUGGUGUACAGCAAAGUUGUGCAAGAAUAUGAAAUGGAUAUGAUGCCUGAUAAAGAUUUUCUAAAUGACACAAAGACACUGGCUGCAAGGAUAACUAAAACCAUCCUAGCCGAAACCUUUGAUUUCCAAAUUCAUCCAAAUCUUAUAGAAAAGUUGCCAUUUGGAUCACAAUCCAAACUUAGUACUGAUACUUUGAUAAAGAAAGUUCAAUGUGACAUUACUAAAUCAAGAUUCCAAAGACAGGCUUCAACAAUAUAUACUACUAUGUUAUCACAUACUCAUUUGGAAAAAAUUGUGUCUCAGCUUAUAUCUCAGAUGAGUCCAUUUGCCUCCAGUACAGAACACCCAAAUACUUCUCAAUCAGACUUAAGUAAUACAGUAAUAAAACUGAUAAGUGAAAUCAUAUCAAUAAUUUCAAAACAUUCAAUAUGUAUUAUUAAACAUGGGAAUGAAAAACAUAGUAUGAUUUCAGAAAAAGAUAUCCAAUCCAUGGUUGAUUCCAUUUAUGCUGAUCUUUCCUAUUCAAAUAUAUACCAGUCUCUUACAAAAGAUAAAAAAGGUAUAAGUAAUAUACCUGUUUCAAAAAUAGCAAGCUUUAUAAUAAAAGAAAUCUUUAACCAUCAUCUUCAGUUAUUUUUAUCUGGAGAUAAAACUCUCCUUUCAGACACAGUUGAUCAAACUUAUAAACAGAAAGUAGUAGAUCCUAAACAAAAAGAGUUGUCUUUCAUUGUGAAUUCAGCUGUCUUUUUGGAGGAAGUAAUUUCUGAACUUUUAUGUAAACUUAUUUAUGCAUUCUCACAUAAUGUCUUGGCUGCUGAAAACCCAGAUACAGUAAAAGACAAGAUUACUGGCAUUGUUACAACAUUAGUAAAAUCAAUUGUUCUGGAGUUCACCACUUCGGAGAUUUUAGUUUCAGAUAACUUAGAUGAUGAUAUGCGUUUUUCAGAAGGAUAUAAAGAAAUGGUUCAAAAAACAGUCAACCUAAUUUAUGAAAAAAUAUUAGAUGAAUAUAAAUCUCUGAUUCAAAUAUAUAGGGCUAUACAAAGUGACACAGCUUGUUUUGGAAGAAAAAUAUAUAAUUUGCUUUUGGAAGAAAUUUAUGAUCAUCAGGUGCAGUCAUUAGUUUCAGGAAAAUUAGUACCUUCUUCCUACUCUUCCCCUCAAGCUGAUAAAAUCAUCAGAAAUGUGCUCAAUGUCAUGAGACAUAGCCAUGCCUUGCCAUUAUGUAUUACUGUGCUGUCACAUUCUCUUUUAGAAGACAUGAUUUACAAGCUUCUAAUGCAUAUCUUCACUUCAACCGACACUGAAAGUGAACUACAAGAGGAAGAGGUUUCACCAGAUUAUGAGUUUGUGGAUGCAGCAUCAAAAUUAACUGAUGAAAUUAUCAAAGAAAUUUCUGAACAUGAGAUCCGUCUUGCUACGGCAGAGGAGAAUGCAGAGAGUAUGCAAUUAGAAGUGAUUGAGAAUUUGGUUGACUCUAUAUGUAAUAAUAUUUUGAAAAAAUCUGCAUUUCAAGUUGAAGUCCAGAAAGAUGCAGACAAAAAAGGAGGCUCAUUCCUCAGUAAAAUAGCUGGUUUCAUUAUGAAGGAAAUCAUGGAUCAUCAUCUGAGGCCAUUUUUACAUGGUGAAGAAUCAUCUUCCAAUAACUUAUCUAAUUAUGACCAUGUCUCUGUACAUACUAAACCUGGUAAAGAAAAGAGACGGCCUUCUCUAUAUUCAGCUACAUUUUUGGAAGACGUAAUUGUUGACCUUGUUCACAAGUUUUACUCUCUUCCAAGUAUUAUUGAAGAUUCUAAGAAAAAAGAAACACCAGAGCCAGACAUUGUGAGCUUGGCUAUAAAAUUUGCAAACUCUCUGAUAGGAGAAUUUAGGAAAAGUGAAAUUAAAGUUCUACCAAAUGCUGAAGAAAUUUUUUCUUUUCCACCAAUUGAUAAAGAGAUAGUUGAUAAGAUAUCCAGUUUUGUGUAUGAUCAGUUCAUAGGAAUGUAUGGAUCUAAUGAUAUUCAGAAGGAUGAUAAAAAUAACAUUGUUACAGAAAUGAUUGCUGCUUCAGCCCAGAAGGCCAUCUCUGCUUUCAAGAUUCAACCACUUUUUUCAGGAAACUGGUCUUCCACCUUCUAUUCAUUUCUAAAUCCAGAUAAUAUCACCCAAAGGGUUAAACACCUUCCACAGAAAACCUCUACACAGAUAAACAGAUGCUUAAAAGGGAACCAACUUACUUUACCAGAACAAUCAUAUAAACACACAUCUCUAACCUCUGACCAGAAAAAUGUGUGGGAUACUUUGGAAAUAGAUAGAGGUGCAAUGAGUAAAAAGAAAAGUUUCAGAACUAAGGAGACAUCAAUGAAAAAAGGUGACAUCCAAGAUCCAACAGUUACCUCUGUAACUAGAAUUAUGAAGAGCAACAUGGUUAACCUGAUAUCAGAGUCAGCUGCAGAUGUGGCAAAUAAAAAGAAAGAGAAUGAAAAUAAAAUGGGGAUUCCUGUUCAAAAAUAUAAUGUAUCAGAAGUUACUUCUCGAGCUACUAGUGUGAAAAGUAAAGAUAAACAGGAGCCAUAUUUGAAGGGAACACUUAAAAAUAAUGAAAUUGAGAAGAAAAGCAUAUCACCUUCAAAUAAGGAGGGGCAAGGUAAGGAGGUACACACACAAUUUCUAGUAGCUACUGAUGGUACAGAAUAUGAAAAGGAAAUACUUGGACCAGAUUUUGCAAUAGACAUUGAGAAGAAGAUUCACAAAACAAGAGAAAAUUCAUUAAAAAAAGAAGACAAGCCCUUUCAAUUAUCUUCUUUGACAACCAAAGCAAGAAAUACAAAGACCACAAUAGAGAAAACAGUUGCCCAAAAGCCAAACAAUGAGGAGAGGAAAGACUCUCCAGCUCAAACAGAUAUAAAGUGCUCAGAUUAUGAAUGUGUUCAAAAUGUCAUUGAAAAUAUUUAUGAUAAUAUCUUAGGAAUAUAUCAUUCUCAAGAAUCAGCAGAUUAUUCAAAACAACAAAGUCUCCCAAGUUAUAUAUCAUUGCCUCUAGUUCAAGAGGUUGACAAGGAUUUUGCACAGUCCAUUUCAACAAAGGAUUUAUACCUGUCAAUUAACAAAAAUCUCCCUGCCAAAGAGAAAAAGGAAGAAAAAGAGAAAGCAAGAGAAAUAGAAAAAGAGAGGGAGAAAGAGAAAGAGAGAAGGGAAAAAAGAGAAAAAGAGAAAAUAAAAGUUAAGGAUAUUAAAAAGGAACCUAGUAAAUCAGACAGUCCUCAGUACCCACCAAAAAGUGAACCUGGAAUUUUUCCUGCUAAAUUUUUAGAAGAUGUUAUCACCGAAAUGGUUAACAAAUUGGUCUUUUCUUCCUCACCAGAAACACAAACACAUGAUAGAUGUCAAAAUGUAAGUGAUGAUGAAAAUCAAGCUGAACUCUAUGACACAUCUAUGAGACUUAUUGAUUCACUGUUGAAGGAGUUUUCAGAUGCUCAAAUUAAGGUAUUUAGGCCAGAUAAGGAAAAUCAGUUUUUUCCACCUGUAGAUAAAGUGUCAUCAGUUCCUAAAGAACCUCCCAGGCAUAAAGAAUCAAAUAUAGAUAAAGCACCAUCCAACGUCAAGAAAAUAACUGUGGAUAAUAUGCAUAAAAUGACUGAAAAACCCUCUUCAAAUAAGAUACUUUUCCUAGAUAAAAUAUCAAUUGAUAAAACAUUGGUCAACAAAGUUGUUCACUCCUCUGUGUGCAAUAUUUUGAAGGAAUAUAAAUCUCAAGACUCCAUUUGUAAGAGUAUAAAGAGUAAUGGGGGAAAUUUAGCAAGACAACUAACCAGUGCAGUGAUAAGUGAAAUUUUUCAAUAUAAGCUAAAUUUGAUAUCGUGUGAUGAGUUUCCACCUUCAUCAUGUUUGCCUCUGGAAACUAAGAAUGUUGUUAAAAAGGUCCAAAAGGUGGCUCAAACAGCCAGCAAAGAAUGUCAAACAUCAUCGCCAUAUACCAUCAUGCUGCCUCAUGAAUUCUUAGAGAAUGUGAUUUACGCUCUUUCAUCUAAAAUUUUCUCAACAGUAUCCAACACUGAAGCAGAAACAUCUGAUGGCAACUGGUUCACAGAACUAGAUUUCCUUCAAAUGAAGUUAUUAAGUACAGUUACAACAGAGAUCUCCAAAAAUGAAGAUAUGAUUAUACAGUAUGUGGAAUCCUUGCAUGCCAAUGAUGAUGAAAUUAUUCAAUUAGUGGUUCAAUCACUCUAUAAUAAUCUCUUGUCACAGUUUGGAUCACAAGAGAUUAUACAAAAUUGUGCAGCCAGUGGAUGCAGAAUUCUUUCAGAAACCAUGGUUGACUUAAUUCUACGAGAAGUCACUGGCAAUCAGUUGCAGAACUACUUUUCUGGAGAGCUAACUCCAUAUCAGUGUUCAGAAGUUGACAAUGUUGUUGAAAAUAUUCUUAAAGAUGUUAUCCAAACUGCUGAUGUUCCCCAGCCUCAACCAUCACAUGCUCAUAUACUGCCUUAUAACAUAAUAGAAGAAAUUGCUGUAAAAUUUUUAUUGAAGCUUUUAUCUAUGUUUCUGAAAGUAUAUAAUGAAAGACCCAAAUCCCUAGAAACUGAAAUUCAAAAAAUUGUCUCAAAAAUAUUAAAUUCAAUACAAGAAUUUAUCUCCAAAAGUAAGAUUAAAGUUGUAUCACCAGCGAAGGAAUUGCCUACUGUACCUUUAGCUGACAAUGAAACCGUUGAAAAAGUAGUUAAUUCUGUUUAUACCAGUAUUUUAAAGCACUCUGGCUCACACACUUCUAUAUUUAAAGAUUUAAUGGGUAAGAGUAAUGUCCUCUCUGAUAUAAUAAGUUUUUUAUUGGUGAAAGAAAUUUCCAAUUGUAAAUUUCAACCUCAAGUAGAGGAAGAAUUAUCAAGUUCAGAAUUAGCUCUGAAAGCUGUCAAAAUUAUGGAAAAAGUGGUCAAAAUGGUUGAUGAAUUUAAGUCCCAGGAAAAGUCUUCAUCCAAAAAACAUUCUGUGUUAGAUGCCACGUUUUUAGAGGAAGCAUUGGCUUUGUUCUUGGCUAAAAUAGUAAGGUUGCCAAGUGCCUCAAGCAAACAUGCAAAAAACUUAUCAAAGCCUGAGUUAAAUAAAAUUACAUCUCAACUGACAAAAUCUGUGGCAGCUGAAAUUUCUAAGAGUAAUAUUAAUCUUGUUGCUGCUGAUUCUGAAGAACACUUUUUAAAUCCAGAAAUUAUAGAAAUGAUUUCUCAGGUUAUUGAUUCUAUUUAUAGUAAUGUACUACAACAACCUGGAACCCAUAAAGAUCUUUAUUAUGAUAUAAAAAGUACAAAUGGAGUUUUCCCUAAAGAAGUGGCCAGUUUAAUUAUUAAUGAAGUUUCAAAAUUUUCCUUAGAUACAGUUAGUACAAAGAAUUCAAAUGCUGGUCUCUUCGGAGAUCUAGACAUUAACAGAAUUGUUCAAAAGGCACAAGAGCAUGCUAAAGUGAUCCCUGACUUAGAUAAAGAAGAGUCAAAUAAAGAUUCAACUGUAGAGGACUCUACAAUUAAAAUAGUUCCACAUGUUGGGAGUAAACCACUCAAAAUAGAUCCAAACAUUAUCUCAGAACAUUUAGCAGUAAUUUCUAUAAAAACUAAACCUCUUGAGAAACUUAAGGUGGAAUGUUUAAAAAACACUGGACAUAGCAUAGCAGAACUGAGAAGAGCAUCAAUAAGUAGAAGUUAUUCCUCAGACACAUCUACUGUAGGACAGUUAAAGAGAGAAAGACGUACCUCAUUGAAUAAGACGGGACGACUCGAUGUAAAACCCUUUGAGGUUGUUUGCAGAAAUUCAUUUCAGAAUAUAAGAAAGCCUGAUAUCACCAAGGUGGAGCUUUUAAAAGAUGUUCAGAACAAAAAAGAACUUAUACUUCGGUUAGUAGCUCAUGAUAUUGAUCAAGAAGUUUCAGAAAGUACCAUAGAAGAGGAACUAAUGUCUGAUGAAGAUGAAGUUGUUUUAAGAGAGAUUGUACAAGAAGAACACUUAGGAGAAAUAGUUGAAGAUCAAGUGAAAGAAGCCACAAAGCCAGUAGAAACCAAAGUUGUUUCUCCCAAGCCAACACGAAGCACAAGUAGCCUGAAAAAGAAUUUUUCACUAAGCAAAUGCUGUCAGCCCACAUCCAAUGCAAAUGCUGAAAAUACUGAAGCAACCUCAAAUCAUGUAAUAGAACCGAAGGAGGGACAAGUUAAAAGAACUGUUGCUAAACUUGACAUGGCCACCUGCUCAAGAACCUUGACUGAAGCAGAUUCUAUUUGUGAGGAAAAGCCACAGAGGAAGAAAGAAGAAAGAAACCUUAUUACUGAGCCGACACAUUACUUCAUACACAGAAUUAUGAGUUCAUCUUCAUACAACCAAGAAGAUCUGAUUUCAUCUGCUGGUGAGACUGAAGAUUGUAUGGCAGAUAAAAGUACUAAAAUUAUGGCAGCAAGUUCUCGGGAACAAAGGCCAGAAAAUUCAAACAAUGUUAAGUUUAUCACCAUAUUUGAAGGAAACAAGAAUAUUCUUGGUAGUGUGAAUUCCUCAAAAGAAGUCAUUUCAGAAACUCCCGAGCCUAGUAUUCCUAAACAAGGAUCUAAAAUGCUGGCAAAGUUAUCUUCAGCUCUGUCAAAGGUGUUUUCUCGAACUAACACCAAUAUUUCCAAAUCUUCCUCACCACCUCACCGGGACAAGCACUGA
Kogia breviceps (pygmy sperm whale) is the source of this 20802-nucleotide messenger RNA. RefSeq names its product fibrous sheath interacting protein 2 (gene FSIP2). The record is from RefSeq and is a predicted model, not a curated record. NCBI's taxonomy places the organism in Eukaryota, Metazoa, Chordata, Mammalia, Artiodactyla, Physeteridae. The coding region runs from base 1 to 20802 and encodes 6933 amino acids. The transcript has 24 exons.